Molecule: messenger RNA, 148 nt
Organism: Funneliformis mosseae
Lineage: Eukaryota; Fungi; Glomeromycota; Glomeromycetes; Glomerales; Glomeraceae
Source: the annotation of a GenBank genome assembly
ACAACUUGCAAAAGCUAAAGCUUCUGAUUCUAAGUUUAUCUUUUUUAAAGAUAAAGAUUUUUCAAGUGAUUCAGAUAGUGAUUUUGAACUAUAUAAUAAAGUUUUAAAACAAACUAUAAGUAACCUUAGAAAGCUUGAAUUAGUUUAA